Messenger RNA from Cyphellophora attinorum, 1431 nucleotides. RefSeq names its product 3-hydroxybenzoate 6-hydroxylase. The coding region runs from base 1 to 1431 and encodes 476 amino acids. The transcript is spliced from 3 exons. Lineage: Eukaryota; Fungi; Ascomycota; Eurotiomycetes; Chaetothyriales; Cyphellophoraceae. Gene Ontology annotation, biological process: secondary metabolite biosynthetic process. The record is from RefSeq and is a predicted model, not a curated record. Gene Ontology annotation, molecular function: FAD binding; monooxygenase activity.
AUGGCUACCAGAUUCGAACAACCCGUUUCCGCCACCAAGCUUGACGUUAUCGUUGUUGGCGCCGGUCUCAGUGGCCUCGCCGCCGCGAUCUCCACCAGGCUCUCCGGCCACAACGUCACAGUGUUUGAGUCGGCAAGAGAGCUACAGGAAGUUGGUGCAGGUCUUCAGCUGACGCCCAAUUGCACACUUAUACUUCAACAAUGGGGACUACCUGACCGAUUCUGGGCGACUGCUGCUGAACCGACUGAACUACUUGUCCAUCGCUAUUCUGGAGAGAUCCUAGCCAUAGAGCACGACUUCAACAAGAACAUCCGGGCCAAAUAUGGAGCGCCUUUUCUCGACUCUCACCGCGUCGACCUUCAACUCGCUCUAUAUGACCGGGCUAGAGAAUUAGGUGUUCACUUUAACCUCGGUGAGAGAGUGAGCACGAUCGAUUUCGACAUCCCUGAACUUGUUACCAUGUCUGGUCGGUCGGCACGCGGCGACCUUAUCAUCGCAGCGGACGGACUGUGGUCCAGAAGCCGCGCACUCUUUACCGGAACAGAUGAAGCGCCUCGCCCCACCGGAGACCUUGCGUACAGAGUGAUGCUCGACCUUGACCAGGUGAAUGAUCCAGAGCUACGGCAAUGGAUCCAAAACCCGACAGUACAUUUUUGGAUCGGACCCGGCGCUCAUGCGGUUGGAUACUCUCUGCGAGGAGGCAACAUGUACAACAUUGUGCUGUUAGUCCCAGAUGAUCUUCCUGCGGGAGUAAGUCGACAACCUGGUUCUGUUGAGGAAAUGAGAGCACUCUUUACCGGCUGGGAUCCAGUUUUGACAAGGCUUCUCGAUAUGAUUGAUUCGGUGGAGAAAUGGAAGUUGAUGCACCGCGAGGAGUUGCCUACGUGGAUCAACGAGAAGGCGAACUUUGUCUUUGUUGGUGAUGCAUGUCACCCGAUGUUACCAUAUCUAGCACAAGGUGCGAACUCGGCAGUGGAGGACGGUGCUGUACUUGGACUUCUACUUGGCCACAUAAACUCCAAGCAUGAGUUAUCCAAGGCUCUAGGCAUGUAUCAGCAGUUGAGGAAGACGCGAGGUGAUGCAAUCGUGCGAGAGACCUUCAAGCAGAGAGAGGCCUUUCACAUGCGAUGCGGCCCAGCACAGGAAGCACGCGACCAGGUGUUCUUGUCGCAAUUGCACAAGCCGCUCAAAGGACCCUUCCCCAGCAGAUGGACCUGUCCAGAAGUGCAACCUUGGCUAUAUGGAUAUAAUGCCUUUCAGGAGGUCCAGACGGCAAUACAGAUCAGCCCCUUCAGGCCGACUGAGCCGUUACGAGGCGGUAUCCCAAGCACCAACGAGGCUACUAAUGUCAAGACUCCUACUGUGGGCGUUCGUUGCCUCGUUUCGGAGUCUGCGAGGAUAGUACCUACAUUGAUUGGCGCUCGAAUAUAA